AUGUGGGUGCCUACAACGAAAACUUUUAAUAAUGCUCCAAUGUUUUUUCAAUUCCGCCGAAAAGGUGAUUUUUGUAUUUUUAGUUUUACCAAUAUGAAACAAUUAUACUCAAAAGAAAUACAUGAAGCUUCAUUAUCUACAAUAUAUUCGCGGACCAAUAAAAUUGAAGUUGAUGUUAAAAACGUUGUUGGAUUUUUUGAAAAUAUUGUAGAGACGUACAACGUAAAUUAUAAUUUUUAUCCAGACAAAUUGAAUAUUAAGGCAGAUCUGACAAUAACUUUAUCAGAAGAGUUUCCACCAUUUAAAUUGGAACUGGAAUUGGAAUUAAAGGAUGAAAAUAUUUUUUAUUCCACAUUGACUUCCCCGUUAUUGAAAAUAAUAAAACAAUUAAAACAAAACCAAGAAGAUUUAUUUAAUAUUAUCGAAAAAAAGGAUUUGGAAAUAUCUGAAUAUAAAUUAAUAGGAGGCAAUAUUACACAUGAAAAUAUUAAGACAGAUAUUUUUGAGAAAGAUAAUUUCUUUAUGAAUACACUUCUAAAUCAUAAAGAUUUAUGUAAUGAAAGCCUACAUUUAUAUGAAAUAUAUUCAUCACCUUUAAUUGAACAGCACGAUACCAGAUAUUCUGAUGAACACAAAGCAUCGAAGAGCAUAUGCAUUAAGGAGGAAAAUCAAGAAAUUCAAACAAUUAAUUCAAAUAAUAGUAUUGACCAUAAAGCCUCAAAAAGUUCAACUACAGUAGAAAUUACACAAAAAUCAAUUAAUGUUAAAAAGCGGAAAAAAACCCCUUUCCUAAAAAAUCUUUAA
Macrosiphum euphorbiae (potato aphid) is the source of this 804-nucleotide messenger RNA. The record is from the annotation of a GenBank genome assembly. Lineage: Eukaryota; Metazoa; Arthropoda; Insecta; Hemiptera; Aphididae.